AAUGUGCAUCGUUUUCAUCAGUGAUACCCAUCUUAGUUAAUUACGUUUUCCGUCAGGAAGCUAUUAUAGAGUUCUUGAAUUACAUGCAAAAUACUAAGGGCAGAGCAAUAAAAGAUUCUGUUUACAAGCUUAGAAAUAGUUAUAUUGUUUACUUUAUAUUCAUAUUAAAUUUAAUUACGUUCAUCGGUUUAGUUGUAAUUGAUACAAUGCUACAAAGAUUUUUGAUGUUACUAAUGCUCGGCAUGCCGAGUGUUGUCUAUAAUUGGAUGAUGAUACAAGAUGGUGAUGAAUUUAACAAAGGACGUGUUAAUAAAAUAACAUUUAGCCAAGGAUCAAUUAAUCGUGAUAUUAAUAAUGUCAAGCGAGCUUUUGUUGAGAUAUCUGUAAUGUGUAAGGACUUAAUUAUGUUUUAUUUAUUUCCUGUUGCUUUCACCGCUUCUUAUAUGGGUUUUAUGGGCACAUUUAUGGUAUACGAAAUGAGGAAUUCAGUGUUGGGAGUAAAACGACUUGAAACACUGGAAAUGGUACUUUAUGGAACCUGGAUAAUAUGGAUGACAUUUGGAAUUAUUGUAUUGGGUAUUAAUUUACUUAGAGCUAAAAUACAGCAAGUAAAGACGAGGCAUUAUCUUGAUUUACUUUUGAAAUUUGAUGGAAUAGAAGAUAGUAUUGAUAAUGAGCCAACGGAACCUUCUGAAGAGCGCUUGGAUGAAGAAGUAGAGGUCAACAAUGAUAUUGUAUCAUUGGAUGGUUCUGCUACACAUUAUAUUACUGGUACUAUUGUGACGUACCUCAUUAUACUUUUACAAUUUCGUGGUAAUGAUCGUACAACUUCUAAUGAAACCCAAUAAGAGCCUUCUUCCUUAAAUUUAUGCUACAACAUCUUACUAGAUCAACGUAAUAUACUUCUCUCGAAAUUUAGUAAUUAUCUGAA
Molecule: messenger RNA, 931 nt
Organism: Microplitis demolitor
Lineage: Eukaryota; Metazoa; Arthropoda; Insecta; Hymenoptera; Braconidae
Exons: 5
Coding region: 84-848 (254 amino acids)
Source: RefSeq, a predicted model, not a curated record